Molecule: messenger RNA, 2077 nt
Organism: Oncorhynchus nerka (sockeye salmon)
Lineage: Eukaryota; Metazoa; Chordata; Actinopteri; Salmoniformes; Salmonidae
Product: pro-interleukin-16-like
Exons: 6
Coding region: 4-1740 (578 amino acids)
Biological process (GO): induction of positive chemotaxis; leukocyte chemotaxis
Molecular function (GO): cytokine activity; CD4 receptor binding
Source: RefSeq, a predicted model, not a curated record
GAGAUGGGAGGAGUGGGGGAGACAGGGGAAGUGGGAGAGAAUGCUGUUGGCUCUGGUACGUUUUCCAACGUCAAGGGUAAACUAGACAUCCCUCUGAAUGGCAAAACCACCAGAGACACACUGAGAGACUUUUCCAUUGAUGAGCCAGACCUCCCCAAUCACACAGUCACACCCCUGGACUGGAGUAGGAGAGGCACCAACACAAAGACUACUACACUCACUGGCAAGGAUACUUCAUCCUCCCAGCUGUCUAACUCUGUGAACAACUCCAAUGACGUUCUAGGUGGCCCUGACCAGUCUAGGAGGCCUCACAGUAGAGACUCACCUAACCUGCCAUCUCCAGUGAGUGAUGACGACAAGACACCCACCAACACCCCCCAGAACUCCCCCUUCCACCCCCAGAACACACCUCCCACCUCCCCACACCUCCCCACUACUUCCAUGCAGCCUAAACACCAACAGGGUGUAGAUUCAGGCCUGGCUGACCUAAAGAACCCUCCAGUCUCCACACACACAGCCCAGGGUAGGGUCACUACUGACCCUGCUAUCCCAGUCUCACACUCUGGCCUGGGGAGGGAUUCCCUGUCCCUUCCCCUCACCUCCUCCUCCCCCAGCAGCCUACCCCUCCUCCCCACUCUGGCUCGAUGGAACUCAGAGGAGGGGGGAUGGAGUGAUGAGGAUACUGAUGAUGAAGGUACAGAGAAGGACUCAGACUCCACCUACGACUCAGACUCUGCUGAAUCGUCGGUGACCGUCACCAGCGCCAUGAGCCAAUCACAUCGUAGGAGCUUCUCUCUCAGUCUCGCAGAGCUGUGUAACUUCGGAGAGGUGGACUAUGAUCCCCAGUCUUCCUCUGACAGUGAGGAGUGGCCGUCCAGCCGGUCAGCCAGCCUGUCGUCUGACGUGUCGGCAUUGUCCUGUGUGUCUGUCCUGGGCAGUGAUGAGCUGAACCGCCUGCUGGACGACGUAAAGGGCCUGGGGGACACAACGCUGCAGAACUAUGAGGAUGUCCAGGUGGUGGUUCUCCAUAAGGAUGUUGGUGUGGGCCUGGGCUUCACCAUGGCAGGAGGAGUGGACCAGAACAAACCUGUCAUUGUCCAUAAGGUGUUCCCGGCAGGGGUGGCUGCUAAGGAGGGAUCCAUCCAGGAGGGAGACAAGGUCCUGUCAAUCAACGGCACAGCGCUGUGUGGUUCCUCCCACUGGGAGGUGCUGAGGACACUAAGGAGGGCACGGACUCAGGGGAUGGGCGUAGUUGUCUUGAGGAGAGGGGGGGUAACAGACCCCCGUAAGGGAGGAACAGUGACUGAUAGUCCAGGAGGGAUACAGACAGAGCCUGCUAACACUGGUGAGAUGGAUCAGCUGGUUGGAGCUGCAUUACAACUGUGGUCAGAGGGUGUGUGUGAGGCUGGAGAAGCGCAGCAGAGACCUGGGCUUCAGUCUGGAGGGAGGAGUGGGUUCCAGCCUGGGAGACAAACCCCUCACUGUACAGAAACUCUUCCUGGGUGGUCCAGUGAACCAGGUGUCUCCAGGGGACGAGGUGAUGGAGAUCGAGGGUGUGAGCUUGGUGGGCCUGAGGAGGCUGGAGGCCUGGACCUUGAUCAGAACACUGCCCCCUGGGCCUGUGGAUGUGGUACUACACCGUCCUCACAAACCACAGUGACAGGAAUGAACAUUGAUAUGCACCCUCGAUAUGCUUAUAACAAGGCACUGAAGCAUUGUCCUCCUAUGAGGUUGAAGUGAGGGUUGCCAAUCUGAUUUUGGAUAUGUGGUUCGGGUCAACUUCUACCUCAAGUGAGAGGGAUGAUAUGUAUUGCAGCAGUCAUACGAUAACAAAGCACUGAAGAGACCAGUAAACACUGAGGAGAGGGCCUGUCUGUGUAUAGGGUCAACCCAGGGUAUGGAGAGGGAGACAGAGAUCAAUACAGAGGUCAUUUAUUUAAUGUUGUAGAAAUAUGCUGUAUGUUUCUUUAAUACCUAGUCGGCCCAUUGUUUUAUAUGAUGAAAUGUAAGGAGUUUGUAUAUGGCUGUUGUAAUAUAUAUUGUGACUGGAAAGUUAAUAAAUCCUACAAUAACCCCA